Molecule: messenger RNA, 1185 nt
Organism: Elaeis guineensis (African oil palm)
Lineage: Eukaryota; Viridiplantae; Streptophyta; Magnoliopsida; Arecales; Arecaceae
Source: RefSeq, a predicted model, not a curated record
AUGGAGGCAUAUAUAGAUGACAUGCUUGUCAAGAGCCAAGUUAUCCCAGACAAUGUUGCCGACCUUCAGGAGACCUGUGACACUCUUCAUCGAUUUAGGAUGAAAUUGAAUCCAAUGAAAUGUACCUUCGGAGUCAUCGUUGGCAAAUUUUUUGGGUCUAUGAUCUUACGAAGAGGCAUUGAAGUAAAUCUCGAGAAGAUCAAGGUGGUUCUCAAAAUGACGUCUCCAAGAACCAUCGAGAAAUGGACUAUCGAAUGCCAAAAGAUAUUUGAGGAGUUGAAACAGUAUCUCAGCUCUCCACCGUUGCUCUUGAAACCUCAACCCGAUGAGAAAUUAUUGUUAUAUAUUGCCAUAUCUCUAGUAGCAAUCAGCUCAGUGCUUGUUUGUGAAGAAGGAUGGGUUCAGAAGCCCAUAUACUACACCAGCAAAGCCCCUCACAAUGCGGAGACCAGAUACUCUAAGCUCGAGAAGCUAAUUUUUGCACUAGUUGUCACGACGAGGAAACUGUGGCCUUAUUUCCAGGCUCACACAGUGGUGCUGCUCACGGAUCACCUGAUCAAGGCCGUUCUCCACCGCUCGGAUACCUCAGGAUGGAUUGCAAAGUGGGCACUGAAACUUGUCGAGAUGACAUGCAGUACCGUCCAAAGCCUGCUAUCAAGGCCCAGGGAAAGCUCAAAGGCUACAAAGGGCUCAAGAGGAGGUGAAAGCUCAAAAAUCAGAGAAAGCUUAAUAGUGGAAGAGGUAGAUACAAGGUCCGCCCCAGAUGAGCUGUGGAUGCUGCAUGCUGACGGUUCGUCAAAUACAGCGGAAGCAAGGGCUGGGCUCAUUUUGACCAAUUCUGAAGAAGAUAUCACAGGGUAUGCACUGCGCUUUGAGUUUCUGGCUACCAACAAUAAAGCAGAAUAUGAAGCUCUGAUCGUGGGUCUCAAAGUGGCAGAAGAAACAGGGGCCCAAUAUUUGAAGGUCUUCAGCGAUUCUCAACUAGCGGUUGGGCAAAUUAAGGGUGAGUAUGAGGCCCGAGAGAAAAAUAUGAAGAAAUAUCUUCAAAAGGUCUCCAAACCAGACAAUGCCAGAAUAAAUGCGCUAUCAAAGCUAGCGGUCUUGUUGCCCACCGAUUUAGAGAACAGGAUCUACUUCGAGGUGCUCAAAGCCUCGACCCUUGAGGAGCUUCUCGUUGUUCAGUAA